AUGCAAGGAAUAAAAGAGGUCAACCUCGAUAGCGACAUUGAUUUUGUCCAGACCCCAGCACCCAAGCCAUCGAGGUUUGCGAUCGGUGAAGACUGGGGAAUUCCCUCGACGAAUUCACCAGCCAUCCACAACCCUCCCUUAGCAGCCGACGGGGCUGGAAACGAGAGCUUCUCCAAUCGCUUCUUAAUCGGUGCCCUGCUGGGAGUCCCGGCUUUCCUGACAUGGAUAUUUGGCGGCGGAGUGAAGGCAGCAUUCCUGCUUGGUCUGGUCACAGCGCUGCCAAUUCUGGUGGUGUUUUGGACUUGGACAUCGACGUGUAGCCCACGGAUCAACGAGAAGGUUAAAUUGCCAGGACGGCCAGUCGAAGAGUACUUGACGUUCAAGAGCCAGAUGGACCGGGUGAAAUGGCAGGGUCGGAAUCGGAUUGCCAUGCAGACCUUUUGCGAAAUGUAUCUCGAUGGCCGGGUGGAUUUCAACGGAGACUGUCUGGACAUGAUGGAAUACCGGCAUGAUUGGUCACACUUUGGCUUUACCUGGCAGCUGUUCAAAUUCAUCCUGUUCACGUUUGCACGGGAUGUUCUGUCUCAUACGAAAUCGCAGGAUGAGGAGCAGAUCCGGCCGAACUACGACCGCGGCAACGAUCAUUACGCCUGGUUCCUGGGCCCUCGGAUGAUCUACACUUCGGGCAUCAUUUCCGAUCCGGAAAAGGAGGAAACACUGGAGGAAAUGCAGGAUAACAAGAUGGCGAUUGUCUGCGAGAAGCUGGCAUUGCAAAAAGGCGAGACCCUGUUAGAUAUUGGCUGUGGAUGGGGGACACUGGCCAAGUUUGCGAGUCUCAACUACGGAGCGAAAGUGACUGGCCUCACGAUUGCGCAACACCAAACCGCAUGGGGAAACGAUGCUCUCCAAAAGGCUGGCGUCUCUGAAUCCCAGAGUCGCAUUCUCUGUAUGGACUAUCGCGAUAUCCCCCGUACGCAGUAUGAUAAGAUCACGCAGCUCGAAAUGGGCGAGCAUGUCGGGGUUCGGAAACUCACCGGCUUCUUCCGCCAAUGCUAUGAGAUGCUGAAAGACGACGGCGCCAUGUAUGUGCAACUGUCUGGUUUGCGACAGGCCUGGCAGUACGAGGACUUUAUAUGGGGUCUAUUUUUGAACAAGUAUAUCUUCCGUGGCGCGGACGCCUCCACUCCCCUUUGGUACUAUAUCAUGUGCUUGGAACGGGCUGGAUUCGAGAUUAAAAGUGUUGAUACCGUCGGGGUCCAUUAUUCAGGCACGCUUUGGAGGUGGUAUCGGAAUUGGAUUGGCAACGCACCAACUAUCAAAGCCAAGUACGGCCAACGUUGGUUCAGAAUUUGGGAGCUCUUCCUUGCUUGGUCAGUCAUUGCCGCUCGUCAAGGCAGCGCCACUUGUUUCCAGAUCCUCGUCGUGAAGAAUCUCAACUCCACGCAUCGAAUCAACGGGGUGCCAUCCCAAUUCGGGUUGUCUGCUGCCCUUGCCUCGAGCGUCAAGUCUGGCAAGUCAAGAUUGCCAUGA
Molecule: messenger RNA, 1530 nt
Organism: Aspergillus wentii DTO 134E9
Lineage: Eukaryota; Fungi; Ascomycota; Eurotiomycetes; Eurotiales; Aspergillaceae
Exons: 4
Coding region: 1-1530 (509 amino acids)
Biological process (GO): cellular response to biotic stimulus
Source: RefSeq, a predicted model, not a curated record